CAGGUUUUCUUCCCAGAAAAUUUCUAUGAACAUAUGUGACCAUCGAGAAAUACGUGAAAAUAAAUUCUCCACUGUGUUUCCAUCUGGUUUACAAAGUCGAAAGUCAAGUUUUACUGGUCCUCAGGAGCAGCAGAUCACAAUGUCUUACCCAAUUGGUUCUCAACCCCAAGCCAUGCAAGGCUAUGCCUCCAGUAGCAGCCAGUGGGACUCUGAAGUCUUUGACUGUUGUGAAGACAUGGGAAUCUGUUGUUGUGGAACAUUUGUCCCUUGUAUUCUCGCAUGUAAAGUGGCGUCAGACUAUGGAGAGUGCUGCUGCCUGCCAUGCCUUGGGGGCGCUAUACUGGCUAUGAGGACAGGUAUUAGGGAAAGACAUCACAUCCCGGGAAGUAUCUGCAACGACUGCGUGUGUCUCACGUUCUGCGGACCCUGCACGCUCUGUCAGAUGGCCCGCGAGCUGAAGGAGAGGAAACAUUAAGACUGUACGAAGGGUUUUCUUAGAUAUGGCGACCAUCGAAGGACUGUUCACAUUUUUACUAGAUGAAAUGCUUCGUAAUCCUCUCUGGUUGGAGUUGGAAAGAGAGUUGGUGUGACGUGACCACUGACCACUUCAUCUUUACACGUCUCCAGUGCGGGAAUAAGAAGUAGCCUUAGACUACGACUUUUUUCCCCAAUAGGGGACAUCUCUCAAUAGCGGACAUUUUUUUUUAUUCGAGUGAGUGUCCGCUAUUGGGAGAUUCUUCUGUAUAUAGGAGUUAUACCGUACAACACCAGCCCCUUGGCAUUUCAUGUUACAGAUAUCAUUACUCACA
This is a messenger RNA of Hyla sarda, 809 nucleotides long. RefSeq names its product cornifelin homolog. Lineage: Eukaryota; Metazoa; Chordata; Amphibia; Anura; Hylidae. The transcript is spliced from 4 exons. The coding region runs from base 26 to 475 and encodes 149 amino acids. Gene Ontology annotation, cellular component: cornified envelope. The record is from RefSeq and is a predicted model, not a curated record.